Messenger RNA from Gracilinanus agilis (Agile Gracile Mouse Opossum), 7563 nucleotides. RefSeq names its product mucin 5B, oligomeric mucus/gel-forming (gene MUC5B). The transcript has 45 exons. Gene Ontology annotation, molecular function: protein binding. The record is from RefSeq and is a predicted model, not a curated record. Gene Ontology annotation, cellular component: extracellular matrix. Lineage: Eukaryota; Metazoa; Chordata; Mammalia; Didelphimorphia; Didelphidae. Bases 1 to 7563 code for a protein of 2520 amino acids.
AUGACUCGGCAGCGCCCCCCGGCUCGGGCCUCUUUUCCCAUCCCAAACGCGGGCACUCCCGAGCUGGUCUCGGGGAGCCGAGUGGAGGUCCGGGCUGGGCAAUGCCACCUAGUCUGGGUGAGGGCCGAGACCCUCAGGCAAGGCUCGAGCUUGAAGGCCCUCGGGGACGAGGAGCUCACUACCGCGCUCCAGUGUGGACUGCCCUGGCCACGAGGGCAGGGAGAAGGCCAGAGCCAGAGCCGGAGGGACAAAAUCAGAGAGAACGAGACCCGUGCGGAGCAGAGACGUCCAGGGCUGCGGGGAGGCUGGGUCGGCCCUCGAGAGGCACCUGCCGUUCUCCUGUGGUACGGAGGGGCUGCCCUUGCUGGGGCAGAGCGGAGGGCUGCUCUGCAGCUCAUCCUCGACUCCGAGUCGCCCCGGACACAGGAACGGGGAACCCCGGUCCCGGCAUCCCUCAGCCUCUCUGCCCAAGAUGGAAGCCCAGGAGGUCGGGCCCGGCUCUCUGUCCGAAGUCAGGGCUGCGGCUCUCUCUGGCCGGCCAGGCUCACGCCCUCCCCUUUGCCCGCAGCCCUGAACCCUUCGCACAGCGGCCGGGUGUGCAGCACGUGGGGCAGCUUCCACUACAAGACCUUCGACGGGGACGUCUUCCAGCUCCCCGGCCUCUGCAACUACGUCCUGGCUGCGCACUGCCGGGCGGCCUAUGAGGACUUCAACAUCCAGCUCCGGCGCGCCCUGCUCGGGGACGCCCCCACCAUCGGCCGCAUCCUCAUCCGGACGGAAGGGACGGUCCUGGAGAUCUCCCCCAGCGCCAUCCUGAUCAACGGGCAACAGGAGCCGCUGCCCUACAGCCGCGCGGGGGUCGCCGUGGAGACGAGCAGCGGCUACGUGCGGGUCACCGUGAGGACCGUCCUGACCUUCCUGUGGAACGGGGACGACAGUGCCCUGCUGGAACUGGAUGCGAAAUACGCCAACAGGACGUGUGGGCUCUGCGGGGACUUCAACGGCCUCCCGAUGUACAAUGAGUUCUUCUCCAACAACGUCAGGCUGACCACUUGGCAGUUUGGGAACCUGCAGAAGUUAGAUGGACCCAACGAGCAGUGCCAGGACCCCCCGGCCUCGCCCGCCAGCAACUGCACGGAUGAGGAGAGCAGCUGCCUGAGCGUCCUGAACGGCCCGGCCUUCGCGGGGUGCCACCCGCUGGUGGAUCCGCGGCCCUACGUGGAGGCCUGCGUGCAGGACCUCUGUGCGUGCCGAGAAGCCAAGCAGUCGUCGUGCCUCUGUGCCACCUUCUCGGAGUACUCCCGGCAGUGCGCCCAUGCAGGCGGGCAGCCCCUGGACUGGCGGAGCCAGAACCUGUGCGGCAAGACGUGCCCUUCCAACAUGCAGUACCAGGAGUGCGGCUCCCCUUGUGUGGACAGCUGCUCCAACCCCGAGCGGUCCCAGCUCUGCGAGGACCACUGUGUGGACGGCUGCUUCUGCCCCCCAGGGACCGUCCUGGAUGACAUCGAGGGCCAGGGCUGCGUGCCCCGGAGCCGCUGCCACUGCACCCACGAGGGCCGCUCCUACCAGCCCGGAGCCUCCUUCUCCACGCGCUGCCGCUCCUGCACCUGCCUUUCAGGCCUCUGGCAAUGCGAGGAACUCCCGUGCCCAGGUACGUGCUCGGUGGACGGCGGGUCCCACAUCACCACCUUCGACCAGAAGCGUUACAACGUCCACGGGGACUGCAGCUACGUCUUGUCCAAGACAUGUGCGGAUGCCGCCUUCACCCUCCUGGGGGAGCUGCGCAAGUGCGGCCUGACGGACAACGAGAACUGCCUCAAGUCGGUGACGCUGAACCUGAACGGGGGCGAGACGGUCAUUUGGGUCCAGUCCAACGGGGCCGUGUUUGUGAACUCCAUCUACUCCCAGCUGCCCCUCUCGGCAGCCAACGUCACCAUAUUCCAGCCCUCCACCUACUUCGUCCUGGUCCACGCCGCCUUCGGCCUGCUUCUGCAGAUCCAGCUGGUGCCCAUCAUGCAGCUGUCUGUGCAGCUGGAUCCCUCCUUCCGGGGCCAGAUGUGCGGCCUGUGUGGAAACUUCAACCAGAACCAGGCGGAUGAUUUCACGGCCAUCAGUGGGGUGGUGGAAGGGACGGGAGCGGCCUUUGCCAACACCUGGAAGACCCAGGCCAACUGUGCCAACGUCAAGAACAGCUUCGAGAACCCCUGCUCCCUCAGCGUCGAAAAUGAAAACUAUGCCCAGCACUGGUGCUUCCUGCUGAUGGACCCCAAUGCCACCUUCUCCCAAUGCCACUCCACCGUGAGCCCUGCGCCCUACUACACGAACUGCAUGUUCGACACGUGCAACUGUGAGAAGAGCGAGGACUGUCUGUGUGCAGCGCUAUCUGCCUACGUGCGAGCCUGCGCUGCCCAGGGAGUGCUGCUGAGCGGCUGGAGGUCCGGAGUCUGUACCAAGUACAUGGACAGCUGCCCAAACUCCCUGAGCUACAGCUAUGUGGUGGAGUCGUGCCAGCCCACCUGCCGUUCCCUAAGUGACCCCGACGUCACCUGCAGUGUCCAAUUCAGUCCCGUGGAUGGCUGCGUCUGCCCGCGGGACACCUACCUCAAUGACGCAGGCCAGUGCGUGCCAGCCUCCAAGUGCCCAUGCUACUUUAAGGGCGUCAUGGUGGCACUGGAAGAAACCAUCCGGGAGAACGGCAUCGUGUGUUCUUGCUCCAGUGGGAAGCUGAGCUGCUUCGGAGUCAUGGAUGCCAGCCCAGUGUGCAGGGCUCCCAUGAUCUACCUGGACUGCAACAACGCCUCGGCAGGGACCCCAGGGGCCGAGUGCCAGAAAAGUUGUGACACCCUGGAUGUGGCCUGUUACAACACCCAGUGUGUGUCCGGCUGCGUCUGCCCCAACGGUCUGGUGAAGGAUGGACACGGCGGCUGCGUGAAGGCAGAAGACUGCCCCUGCGUUCACAACGAGGCCUCCUACCAGCCAGGGGAAACCAUCCGAGUGGACUGCAACAACUGCACCUGCAGAAACCGGCGGUGGGAGUGCACCCAAGCCCUGUGCCUAGGCACGUGCUCCGUGUACGGGGACGGGCACUUCAUCACCUUCGAUGGCGAGCGCUAUGGCUUCGAGGGGAGCUGCGAGUACACCCUGGCCCAGGACUACUGCGGCGGGAGCACCAGCACCAACGGCUCCUUCCGAGUGAUCACCGAGAACAUUCCGUGCGGCACCACGGGUGUCACCUGCUCCAAGGCCAUCAAAGUGUUCCUCGGGGGAACCGAGCUGAUAUUCAACGAGGGUGUCGUGAAGGUAGUGGAGAGAGGGCCGGGCAAGGAGGUCCCCUACAAGAUCCACUCCAGAGGCAUCUACCUGGUCCUGGAGACCCUGGCAGGCCUGGUCCUGAUGUGGGACCGCCAAACCAGCAUCUUCAUUAAGCUGCACCAGCGCUACAAGGGGAAGGUCUGUGGGCUCUGCGGGAACUACGACGACAACAGCGUCAACGACUUCACCACCAGGAGCCUCUCGGUGGUGGGCGACGUGCAAGAGUUUGGCAACAGCUGGAAGAUCUCCCUGUCCUGCCCGGACGCCGUCUCCCCCAGGGACCCCUGCACCGCCAACCCUUACCGCAAGGCCUGGGCCCAGAAGCAGUGCAGCCUCAUCAACAGCGACGUCUUUGCCGCCUGCCACUCUCAGGUGGACUCCACCAAAUACUACGAGGCCUGCGUGUCAGAUGCGUGCGCCUGUGACUCUGGCGGAGACUGUGAGUGCUUCUGCACAGCUGUGGCGGCCUAUGCGCAGGCCUGCAAUGAUAUGGGUGUCUGCGUGUCCUGGAGGAAGCCUGAUGUCUGUCCCAUGUUCUGUGACUUCUACAACCCCCAUGGGGAGUGCGACUGGCACUACCAGCCGUGUGGAGCACCUUGUCUAAAGACCUGCCGCAACCCAAGCGGGAAGUGCUUGGUGAACCUACCUGGGCUAGAAGGCUGCUACCCAAACUGCCCUGCUGAGAAACCUUUCUUCAGUGAAGAUGAGAUGAAGUGUGUGGACCAGUGUGGCUGUUAUGAUGAGGAUGGGAACUAUUACAAAGUGGGAGACCGAGUCGUGAGUCCAGCUAAUUGCCAAAACUGUAACUGCACUACAAGCGGCAUACAAUGUGCCCAGGACCAGAAUGAGUGCACCUGCUUGUAUGAGGGUCACACGUACCAUUUCCAUGAGGUCAUCUAUAAUACCACUGAUGGCCUAGGGGCCUGCCUCAUUGCCAUCUGUGGAGACAAUGGAGAGAUCAAGCGAAUGUCUGAAGACUGCCCUGUGCCCUCCACCACCGUGCCAUUCACCUUCACUACCAGUGGCGUACCACGGUCCACCGCAGGGCCAACACCCACCAUCUCAGCAACUUCCACUGUGUGUGUACGAGAAGUCUGUGAGUGGUCUGACUGGUAUGACGGUAGCACGCCGGAAUCGGGGCCGCAAAGUGGAGACUUUGACACAUUUGAAAAUCUACGGCUAAGUGGAUACCAAGUCUGCUCUACUGCCCGCGAUGUGGAAUGCAGGGCCCGGGCAUUUCCAAACAUGUCACUAGAAGAAGUGGGACAGAAGGUGGAGUGCAGCCUGUCCCGUGGGCUGCUAUGCUACAACAUCGACAACCCACCCUUGUGCCAUGACUAUGAGAUCCGGAUGUUGUGCUGCCGCUACAUGCCUUGUGAAGGGUCCACAACCUUGAUGACCAGUUCAUCAGUCACAAAAUCCACAACCACAGUUGCAGCUUCUACAGCCUUGACCUCACGGAUAUGGUCCACCCCCACUGCGGUCAGUACUACUAGUGUGUCCUGCCAGCCUCGGUGCCAAUGGUCUGAGUGGUUUGAUACGAAUUACCCCAAGUCAGAAGCGCUUGGGGGGGACAUCGAGACAUAUGACAAGAUCAGGAGCACAGGGAAGACCUUCUGCCAGAACCCCCAGGAAAUCCAAUGCCAGGCAGAGAACUACCCUAACGUACCUAUUGAGAAAUUAGGACAAGUUGUUUAUUGUGAUGUUCACUAUGGCCUCGUCUGCUGGAAUAAAGAACAACCAGGAUUAUUCAAAAUGUGCCAAAACUACAAGAUCAGGGUUCUGUGUUGUGAUGACAGCCAUUGCAUUGGAAGGACCUCAGCCACCCCACCAGCACCAACACCACAACUGACCAGCAGCCUGGGGACUGUCCACAGGUUCACCUCCAAACCCAACGAGAAUCAUAAUGACCACUGCAUCUCCAUCAGCGCCUACUUCAGCUCCCCCAUCUCCCAACACUGCCAUCAGCAGCACAGCAAGGACCUCGGGAGCGCCAGUAUCAACGCCCUUGGCUACAACAACCAAGAUGGUGGUGACAACAGCAAAUUCUCCCAGCCCAAAGCAGACCACGGUCAAGACAAGUUCUCCCCACAUCCAUUCAUCUACAGAACCAUCACGGACAACAAAGGGCCAAUCCACAUACUCAGAGAUCUCUACAGCACCAACACGACUGAGCACAACUCUGGGGCCACAGACUACUACAGCAGGUUCUCUUGGCCCCACAUCAACCUUCAUAACCUCCUCACCAAGGACAAUCCCAGAGGUCACAACCCCAAGCUCUACUCCCUGUCAACCAAAGUCGUCACGACCACCUCUGCCAGCUCCACGCUCUUGGCCACCUCCUCUCAAACCCCAAAUGUGAACACAGCGGGCACCAAGCCAACACAACUCACCCGAGGCAGGACCGAGAAAGUUACCAGUGUGGUGACACCCUCCACAACAUCACCUGCUGCCUCCACAGCAACAACCCCUGCAGGAACCUCACCUGUGGCGGCUACCACAGCAGGACCAAGCACCUUGUCAACAUCGCCCUCUCCUGAGGUCACCACACGGACAAAGGCGACUCCCAGGUCCCUGGGCACAAGCCCUUCUUCUGGAACCACCACCACGGCGACAUCAGCCACAGAGUGCCAGCCCAGGUGUGUGUGGACCAAAUGGCUUGAUCAGAGCUACCCCAUCCCUGGAAAAGAUGGAGGAGACUUUGAGACCUAUGACAACCUCCGGGCCGCAGGGGAAACCAUCUGUGAGAAGCCUCAGGACAUCCAGUGUCGGGCAGAGAAGUACCCGAAUCGGCCCCUCAGUCAAGUGGAACAAGUUGUGCAAUGCAACGUCACUUUUGGCCUGAUCUGCAUGAACCAGAACCAGGCUGAACCCACCAAGUACUGCCUGAACUACCACAACCCCAACGUCAAGCUUCUCCACCCCUGUACCUUCCAGUCCAAGGACUGCCCCUGUGACCACCCCUGCUUUGCAGACAUCCACCAUCUCUACCUUUUCCACUUCUGUCUCCAUUCCUCCUGUGUCACAGACAUCCCCAGCGCCCUCAACCUUCACAACUCCAUGCUUCUGCCUCGUGGCAGGUUGCUACGAUGUGCACCCACCAAGACAGACCCCAGCAUUGAGAAGAAUAUUGUCUUUCAGCCCAAUACCUACAGCAAUCAUGGGGAUAGAAGUGGAGGCAGGCCUGGAGAGCAAUGGACCAGUAACUGCCAAGACUGCGUCUGUGACAACAGCUCCCUCACAGUACAAUGUAGACCCGUGCAGUGCCAGGAGCCCACGCCACCCCCCAACUGCCAAAAGGGCUUCGUCAUAGUCUACCAGCCUCGGGCAGACAAUGCCUGCUGCGUGGAGGCACACUGUGUGUGUGACCCGUCCACUUGCCCACAAGAUCAGCCAAGCUGUCAGUCCCAUGAGGAGUCGUUCAGCAUCCUGCCUAAAGGCGACUGCUGUCCUGUCUUUGGCUGCCGAGAGAAACAGUGUGAGCACAACGGGACCACCUACGGGCUGCUCCGCUGGGGAAGCUGGUGCCUGUGUGCCGUGGGUGCCCGGGUGGGACUGUGCACCAGGUUGGCCAUCGAAGGAUGCAAGUGUGCCCGCACCUUCGUAGCCAGCUCUAGGGGAGGAGCGGGGGAAGCGGCUCACUCACUGCUCCCACGCAAGCAUCCCUCCUGGCUGGUCCGGCAGAUUGGGUCAACUGUCCCCUCAGACCUGCCCUGCCACACGUGUACCUGUCACGCCGAAGUGAAGCCGGACACCAACAGCACAGUGUGGUGUGAGGCUGAGCCAUGCUCGACCACCUGCGGCCCGGACCAGGAGUACCAGGUCCGCCCGGGCCAGUGCUGUGGGCAGUGUGUGCUAGCGGUGUGCCUCACCCCAGAUGGACAGAGGAUUAGGCUCAACGAGACCUGGGUCAACAGCAGCGUGGACAACUGCACGGAAUACCACUGUGAGAAAGUGGAUGGACAGUUCAUCCUGUCGCAAAGACCCGCCAAGUGCCCAGACGUGCCCUCGUGCAAGGGAGUCCUCAGGAAAGUUGGCUGCUGCUACGAAUGUGAGGCGGUUGAGGAAAACUGUGAGGUUGGGUCCAAUGAAACUCUUCUCCAGUACGGCGGCUGCGUGUCAGAGACAGCCGUCAACGUCACCUUCUGUGCUGGGUCGUGCUUCUCCACGUCCAUCCUCCAGUCUGUGGCCCAAAGGCCUGCCCUGCUGUUAGGGCAGACCCGAUGUGGGAGCACGCGGAGAGCUCUGUGA